Messenger RNA from Pygoscelis adeliae (Adelie penguin), 1823 nucleotides. It is a transcript of the gene NENF, whose product is annotated as neudesin neurotrophic factor. The annotation marks the transcript as partial. Gene Ontology annotation, cellular component: endomembrane system; membrane. NCBI's taxonomy places the organism in Eukaryota, Metazoa, Chordata, Aves, Sphenisciformes, Spheniscidae. The record is from RefSeq and is a predicted model, not a curated record. The transcript has 3 exons.
CUUUCCUUCCAGGAAGGACAGCCCAUUUACCUCGCGGUAAAGGGAGUAGUAUUUGAUGUCACUUCUGGAAAAGAAUUUUAUGGAAAAGGAGCCCCAUACAAUGCUUUGGUUGGAAAAGACUCAACACGAGGAGUUGCAAAGAUGUCUCUGGAUCCAGCAGAUCUUACGCAUGACAUAACAGGACUCACAGAAGAGGAACUGAAGUCCCUGGAUGAUAUCUUCAAUAAUGUUUAUAAGGCCAAAUACCCAAUUGUUGGCUAUACUUCUCGACGAAUUCUGAAUGAGGAUGGCAGCCCCAAUCUAGACUUUAAGCCUGAGGAUCAGCCACAUUUCAACAUUAAAGAUGAGUUUUGAGGAACACUUUUGUACCCAGAGAAUGCCUGAGGAGAGGCACGAUAGAAUAUUAGAUUGGUUCCCUGCUUUUUGGAGUUCGUUACAACAAUUAGCUAUCAUGAGUCAGUUUUCUGUUUAGAAAAUAUAUAUGUGUGUACACACAUAGUUUACAUAGUGUUUGUCCUUCCAGGAAACAAACAGAUCUGUAUUCGUGUCAUACACUUGAGCUCUUUGCUCUGAAUUAUGGGAAUUACUAUUUCAUAUGAAAGUUCUUUCUGCCUGGAUUUCUCUGUUUACAAGUGUGUAACGUAAAAUUACAUUUCUCAGAAGAGAGAAGGAAAUUUUUAGUAGCUGAAACAUGACUGGUCUUUUUGUAAACCCCAAGUUGUUUCCCACUCCUUGGAAAAGUGUGAAUGCAUUAUCUGGACGAGCUAACAUCAAUUCUCUGUCCUUCAAGUGAGUGUCAGUAUCACAUGUACAAAGAGGUGUAAUAGAGACUUACAUUUUAAAAAGCAUUGUGGGAUUUAAUAUUUGAUAGAUUUGAGAAUAUUGGAUAUAAAACCACUCAAUCUCUUAAAAUGCAGUUACUGUGGAAUAUUUAUGCAAAGCCUACAGCUGUAAACCAAGAAAAAUAAAUCUCUUUUCCCCAUGAGAACUACUGUGACAUUAAGUAACGCUUAUUAUGUUAGUUUUGAAUAAAUGACACUUCAAUUUUUUUAAGUAAUUAUCAAAGAUGUCACCUAUAUUAGAUUAUGAUGAUUUCCUUCUAGCUUCCUCCACUCUGACAAAAAAAGGACGUGAUAGCCCAAUGCUUACUGCAUACUUUUACAGCACAAGUUUAUUAUAGUAGUUUAGUAUCCUGUGGAUAUUGUUAGCAUCUUUAUAUUGACAAUUUGAGCUCUCAUUUUUAAUUUCUCAUAGUUUUUCUUUGUUCUUACUCUGGCUUCAUCAUUGCUGUUGCACUGAAGUGUGCAUUCGUAUGUUCCUCUUCCUUGUAACCUAAUAUAAAACUGCAGAUCCUGUAGGGUGAAAGCAGACCCCCUUUAUCGAGUUUCUCUGGCAGUCUUUCAGCAACAAGAGGACCGUAAAAGCAUGUACUAUAUAAAUUGCUGCUAACCACUGACUUUCACUAACUUAAGUAGAAUGUAAAUUGUCAUUUAUGUGGAUUUAUCUGACACUGACAGGUUGAAUUGACAUGGAAAAACUGAGCAGCUGCUCCCAAUUCUAUGUUAAUAAUAUAGAUAUAAUAAAAAUACAAUUCUAUGUUUUGUUCUAUUUCUUUAGCAUUUUGGCUAUUUUUCUUUGAAGGAAAGAUUUUAUUAGAUGAUUCUCCACUUUAUGGUUUGCAGGGACAACUGCCUGUCAGUUGUAUAAUUAGAAAAGCUGUUUCUAUUUAUUUGUUCUUUCUUUCACAAUGUUACAGAUUUUACUCUAAACUUGUUUUGUGUCUUACCAUUUUUGCAGGAGGGACUCCAUGGGCCCCCCUGCUG